Molecule: messenger RNA, 696 nt
Organism: Ixodes scapularis (black-legged tick)
Lineage: Eukaryota; Metazoa; Arthropoda; Arachnida; Ixodida; Ixodidae
Exons: 8
Coding region: 1-696 (231 amino acids)
Source: RefSeq, a predicted model, not a curated record
AUGGCUUUGAAAAUCCAGAGGCUGCAGUUAGUCUUGGCGAUCCUCGUCGCGGUGCAAGAAAAUGUUCCAGCGAUGCUCGGUGGGAUUGUACCUCCUUUUUGGCCACCAGGACCACGGCGACCUCAAUGCAUACAGAGCCACGAAUUUGGCAGUGGGGACGAAGCAAUUAAACUGAAACCACGUUGUGAUGGCGGUUGUGGCGAGGAAAAGCCGAAGGAGGGCGACAAAUGUGUUGUGGUGUCUGGAACAUCAGGCCCUGUUUUAUUCAUUCUCUCUGGAGUAUGUCAAAACAUGACGUGUGAAAUAAGCAACGAAAGCGAGAUAUAUAAACAAGAAAUGAAUGUAUCGCUCAAUAAUAUUGAUGUCGAGGAGGAACAAAUUCCACAGCUACCCGGUUGUGGGUUCACAAGGGUUCAAGACAAAGCAAGGAAGUAUUUACUUUCCAUGGCGUGCACAGCCUGUGAAUCUCAGUUAAAUAAAACGAUACGACCGGAUUGCACACUGUGUAUUGUAUAUCAGAACAAUACAGAGUCAGGUGAAGUAAGACUUACAGUGGGAGAGUGCCAUAAUGGAACAUGUGUUUCUCGUAAUCCGAGUGAAACCGUAGAUGUAAAGAAAGAAUUAAUCACGAACUCCGACUUACUCAGGUACGAAUCAUACAGAAAAACACAUGCCAGCGCAUAUCGUCUAUUUUGA